Molecule: messenger RNA, 1536 nt
Organism: Cebus imitator (Panamanian white-faced capuchin)
Lineage: Eukaryota; Metazoa; Chordata; Mammalia; Primates; Cebidae
Product: serine/threonine-protein phosphatase 2A regulatory subunit B'' subunit gamma-like
Biological process (GO): B cell homeostasis; microtubule cytoskeleton organization; cortical cytoskeleton organization
Cellular component (GO): spindle; centrosome
Source: RefSeq, a predicted model, not a curated record
AUGGGAGUGGCAGGGUGGAGCGGGUAGGAAACAGCAAAUGCAGAAGCUGCUGCGCGGGAGUCGGCCAUGGACUGGAAAGAAGUUCUUCGCCAGUGCUUAGCGACGCCCAACACCCGUCCAAACAAAAAAAAAAGUGAACAAGAAUUAAAAGAUGAAGAAAUGGAUUUAUUUACAAAAUAUUACUCUGAAUGGAAAGGAGGUAGAAAAAACACAAAUGAAUUCUAUAAGACCAUUCCCCGGUUUUAUUAUAGGUUGCCUGCUAAAGAUGAAGUCUUACUGCAGAAAUUAAGAGAGGAAUCAAGAGCUGUCUUUCUACAAAGAAAAAGCAGAGAACUGUUAGAUAAUGAAGAAUUACAGAACUUAUGGUUUUUGCUGGACAAACACCAGACACCACCUAUGAUUGGAGAGGAAGCGAUGAUCAAUUACGAAAAUUUUUUGAAGGUUGAUGAAAAGUCUGGAGCAAAGUAACAAUUUUUCACAGCAAAAGUCUUCGCUAAACUCCUUCAUACAGAUUCAUAUGGAAGAAUUUCCAUCAUGCAGUUCUUUAAUUAUGUCAUGAGAAAAGUUUGGCUUCAUCAGACAAGAAUAGGACUCAGUUUAUACAAUGUCGCUGGGCAGGGGUACCUUCGGGAAUCUGAUUUAGAAAACUACAUAUUGGAACUUAUCCCUACAUUGCCACAAUUAGAUGGUCUGGAAAAAUCUUUCUACUCCUUUUAUGUUUGUACAGCAGUUAGGAAGUUCUUCUUCUUUUUAGAUCCUCUAAGAACAGGAAAGAUAAAAAUUCAAGAUAUUUUAGCAUGCAGCUUCCUAGAUGAUUUAUUGGAGCUAAGGGAUGAGGACCUGUCCAAGGAGAGUCAAGAAACAAAAUGGUUUUCUGCUCCUUCUGCCCUAAGAGUUUAUGGCCAGUACUUGAAUCUUGAUAAAGAUCACAAUGGCAUGCUCAGUAAAGAAGAACUCUCACGCUAUGGAACAGCUACCAUGACCAAUGUCUUCUUAGACCGUGUUUUCCAGGAGUGUCUCACUUAUGAUAGAGAAAUGGACUAUAAGACCUACUUGGACUUUGUCCUUGCAUUAGAAAAUAGAAAGGAACCUGCAGCUCUACAGUAUAUUUUCAAAUUGCUUGAUAUUGAGAACAAAGGAUAUCUGAAUGUCUUUUCACUUAAUUAUUUCUUUAGGGCCAUACAGGAACUAAUGAAAAUCCAUGGACAAGAUCCUGUUUCAUUUCAAGAUGUCAAGGAUGAAAUCUUUGACAUGGUAAAACAAAAGGAUCCUUUGAAAAUCUCUCUUCAGGAUUUAAUCAACAGUAAUCAAGGAGACACAGUUACCACCAUUCUAAUUGAUUUGAAUGGCUUCUGGACUUAUGAGAACAGAGAAGCUCUUAUUGCAAAUGACAGUGAAAACUCUGCAGACUUUGAUGAUACAUGAUCUCUGAAAGACUAGAUUGUCUUCAGUAAGAGAUAUUUGAAUGCUGCAUGUAAAGCCUUUAAAGCAAAAUCCUUAGAAGUGGUCAAAAUAAAACACUUAUAUAUGUCUAGA